AUGCCGGCGGCCAUGUCAAUCGCGGGAGAUGCGGGCCCAAAGGUCCCCUGCUCCUUUGCGAACAACUUCUGGGGUCGCGAGGAUGCCGGAGUUGAUCCCCUCUUGACUCGUAUGGUGUCCGGGAAGACGACUAAUGACGAGAUUCGCUCGUUCUAUUCUGCUAGAGCAGCCAUUGAAGAAGAUUACGCGAGAAAGCUGCUUCAACUAUCAAGAAAACCGCUCGGUAGCGUCGAGCAAGGCACGUUGCGAGCCGGUCUGGACGUCGCUAGAGGCGAAACUGAAGCAAUGGGAAAGUCACAUGCUCUGAUCUCCCAGCAGAUGAGGUCAGAGUGCGAAGAGCCGCUGGCGGCUUUUGCCAGUGGUAUGAAAGAACGACGAAAGAUCGUCCACAACGGUAUCGAGAAGCUAUUGAAGACCAAGCAGUCCCAGACUGCCCACGUCAACAAAUGCCGCGAUAAGUACGAGCAGGACUGUCUUCGUAUCAAAGGCUACCUUGCCCAAGGACACAUGGUCAUGGGUCAAGAAGAGCGCAAGAAUAAAGCCAAACUCGAAAAGACCCAGAUCAAUAUGGCCAGCAACUCCAACGAGUACGAAUCGGCCGUCAAGGUGCUGGAGGAGACUACCGGUCGAUGGAACAAGGAAUGGAGGGCUGCCUGCGACAAGUUUCAGGAUCUAGAAGAGGAGCGUCUCGACUUCACCAAGAACUCACUCUGGGCUUUUGUGAACAUUGCUUCUACCGUCUGCGUUACCGACGAUGAAUCAUGCGAAAAGAUCCGGCUGGCUCUGGAAAAGUGCGAAGUCGAGAAGGACAUCUCUAGCUUCAUCAAACUCUGUGGAACUGGCCAAGUCAUACCCGACCCUCCCAAGUACAUCAACUUCUGUCGAGGUGACGUCGAUAGUGCAUCCGAAGUCUCCCAAGACGACGACGAUUACACAGUUGCCCAGUUCGCCAGAACCACCAACCCGGCCUUCAGGUCUCAUUCUUCUCAGCCUGCUGCCGUCACCGAGCCCGAGGCUGUGCAAAGAUACUCAGCAGAACCCGAGGAAGCGCAGCCCGAGGAGCACAUCACUCCUGUCAAAGCUAAUAGCGGCCGACCGGCGCCUCUGAAUUAUCGCUCAGCCGAUCCAAAUGUUCCUCCUGAUUAUUCGCCUAGCCAGCAUGGUCCUGUCAGCUCUGUUCCUCACAACCAAUACCCAAUGGAAGGCAUGACCCAGUUCUGCCGCGCAGAUGGUCCAUCUCGAGCCGACACCGUACCUUCUUCUGUUGGCGACCGACCAAGCAGCAGAGAUGAUCACAGUGAAUAUUCCAACCCGAGCUCUUUCACCAGCGCCGAACCCAUGUCAGGCAAGACUUCUCCGGUGAAGCAGGCCCCCAUCAAUGGCGUCGGACUGCCGGGAAUGGCCUCACCCGAAAAGUCAGUACAGAAGAAGAGAUCGGGUUUCUUCUCCAACAGCCCUUUCCGCCGCAAGUCUAAGAAGGAGAAGGAAAGUGAUGUCCAGAAACGAAGCACAUGGAAUCCAGCCUCUACCUCUCGCAUCAAUCUGAAUGGCUCCGACAUCUCAACUUCUUCGGCACAGUCGAGCCCGACCAAGAACUCAGGACGGAAUCUCUUCAAUCGGAACGCUGCAAAUAUGGCACCUGAGGGCGAAGAGCCUGCAGACCCCCGUGCAUCUUUCCAGCUCAAUGUUGGUAACAAUGUUUUCGACGUUGGCAAUCCUGACAGCCACCAGUCUACGCCGCGUGCAUCAUCCAACCAUCGUCCUGGACGAUUCAACCAGCCACCUAAUCCGGCUGGAUCAGAUGUCUCCAAGGAUCCCAUCGCUCAAGCUCUGGCAGACCUCAAAUCCUCUUCCAACGGCGGCUUCCCAUCCAAACAGGCCAGCACCCGCCAAGCCGUUGAUCGCUACCAUGGCGUAAAGUCACCAGCCCCAGACUUUCAACCCUCCGAUCGACCUGGCCUCAGCGCCGAAGGUCGUGAGCGUCUCCAUGCUCAAGGCCGCACGCCACCUCCGGCAUAUGAUCUCGGUGGCCCUACACCGUCGGCAGCACCUAGCAGUCACGCUCGAAGCCAAUCUUCUGUACUUGGUGUUCCUCAACCCGCUCAUACUCGGAAAGAGAUGCUUGAUCGCUCCAAGCAAUGGGGCUCUGGUCCACCAACAACGCAGAACACGCCCUCACGACCUGCUUCUCGUAACGCCAUGGCCGAUGGUCGGCGCUCUCCUGGUCCAGGUAUGGUUCCUCGUGCCGCGAGCCCCCAACCUGGAUAUGGUGGCGCUCCGCAAAUGCGUGCUCGUUCCCCAGGACCUGGUAUGAUGCAAGGUCAGCCACAAUCAUAUCAGCGCGCAGCAAGCCCGAACCCAUAUGCGAAUGCGGGGUCCAGACAGAGAGCUCAGAGCAACGUGCGUCAAGGCUCGGGGAUGGAGAUGCAGCUGUCCAGUCAGGAUGUCGCACGUUAUGGUGAUGGCGGCAGUGGUCGCAGCCGAGCCCAGAUGAAUCGCCCGGGAAGCAGCUAUGGCGACUAUCAUCAGCCACAGGGAAACAUGGGGCGGACUAGAAGUAAAAGCAUGGGACCGCCGCCGGGACGAGCGCCCCAGGUGCUGUAUUAUGCUCGAGCGAUGUAUUCGUACACGGCGGCCAUUCCAGAGGAGCUUACUUUCGCCAAGGGCGAUAUUCUGAGUGUCGUGAGGCUCCAGGACGAUGGCUGGUGGGAAGCCGAGGUGCGGGAGAGUGCGAAGGGCAGUCGAAUCGGUGGCCUUGGGCUUGUGCCGAGCAAUUAUUUGCAGCGGUGCUAA
This is a messenger RNA of Cyphellophora europaea CBS 101466, 2793 nucleotides long. RefSeq lists its product as uncharacterized. NCBI's taxonomy places the organism in Eukaryota, Fungi, Ascomycota, Eurotiomycetes, Chaetothyriales, Cyphellophoraceae. The coding region runs from base 1 to 2793 and encodes 930 amino acids. Gene Ontology annotation, molecular function: protein binding. Gene Ontology annotation, biological process: cytoskeleton organization. The transcript is spliced from 3 exons. Gene Ontology annotation, cellular component: cell division site; cytoplasm; plasma membrane. The record is from RefSeq and is a predicted model, not a curated record.